Molecule: messenger RNA, 556 nt
Organism: Condylura cristata (star-nosed mole)
Lineage: Eukaryota; Metazoa; Chordata; Mammalia; Eulipotyphla; Talpidae
Product: diacylglycerol O-acyltransferase 1-like
Exons: 9
Biological process (GO): triglyceride biosynthetic process
Cellular component (GO): endoplasmic reticulum membrane
Molecular function (GO): diacylglycerol O-acyltransferase activity
Source: RefSeq, a predicted model, not a curated record
UGCAGGCGGGCAUUCUGGGGGCCCCGAGGCCCAGCGCCACCCUGGCCGCCGCCCCAACGCCCAGCCCGCCGUCCUUCGGCUGCUGGGGCUCCCAAGCCACGACUGGUCCGGGCCCCAGGCCAGACUAAACGGUGCCCGCCGGAGCGUGGGGCUGAUCCAGCAGUGGAUGGUGCCCACCAUCCAGAACUCCAUGAAGCCUUUCAAGGACAUGGACUACUCCCGAAUCAUCGAGCGCCUCCUGAAGCUGGCCAUCCCCAACCACCUCAUCUGGCUCAUCUUCUUCUACUGGCUCUUCCACUCCUGCCUGAACGCCGUGGCUGAGCUCAUGCAGUUUGGAGACCGGGAGUUCUACCGGGACUGGUGGAACUCCGAGUCUAUCACCUACUUCUGGCAGAACUGGAACAUCCCCGUGCACAAGUGGUGCUUCAGACACUUCUACAAGCCCAUGCUCCGGCGGGGCAGCAGCAAGUGGCUGGCCAGGACGGGGGUGUUCCUGGCCUCCGCCUUCUUCCACGAGUACCUGGUGAGCGUCCCGCUGCGCACUCACACAUGUUGA